Messenger RNA from Closterium sp. Naga37s-1, 9168 nucleotides. The record is from the annotation of a GenBank genome assembly. Lineage: Eukaryota; Viridiplantae; Streptophyta; Zygnematophyceae; Desmidiales; Closteriaceae.
AUGGAGGACGCGGAAAUUGCAGCAGAUGCAGGCGAUGCGGCUGAGGAGGUGGUGGUUGUGGAGAUUGGAGAGAACGAGUUGAGCGCACAGGAGGGAGGGAAGGAGGAGGCAGAGAAGGAGGAGGAAGAGGAGGAAGAGGAGGAGGAGGUUGAUGUGGAGAUUGAAGGGGAUGAAUUGCGCGUAGAAAUAGAGGACGAUGCGGUGAGCAUGGAUAUAACGGAGGAGGAGGUAGAGGAAAGCAUGCACGCGGGCGUAGCUGCAGUAGGCGCGUUCGUUGGCUGGCAUCCCGUGGAAGCGGGCGGAAGGGGCGUUUCCGCCCCGCGCGGGGCUCGCAGCGGAGGGGAAGGCGCGGGGGAAAGCGCGGAGGGUUUGCGCGGGGCGGAGGGGCCCCGGACUCCCGACGGGUGGUUUGGUGAAUCAGCGCUGGUAGGCGCGCGGGAUGGGGACCGGGGGGGCGAUAGCGCGGAGGAUGGUUCGGAAAUUAGAGCAGCGGUAGGCGGAAGGGAUAGCGCAGCGGAUGCGGAAGAGGGUCGCGCACGAGGGGAAGGGGAAGGGGAAGGGGGGAAGGGGAGGCGGCGAGCGGGUCGCAAGUCGGUGGGGAGGGGUAGGGUGGGGCAGGGGAGAAGGAGAACCGGGAAGGGCGCGGGAGAUUCAGCUAGGACGGGCAUGGAAGGUGGGUGUGGAACCCCGGGCAACGAGCAGGGGCGGUCGGGGGUAGCAGAACCGCAGGCAGGUGGUACGUUCCAGGGGGAGAAGGACGAGAAGCAACACACGGGCGGACGGUCAACGAGGAAAGAAGUGCGAACGAGGGGUCAAGCGCGGUUGGCAGUGGUUAUAGCGGAUGCGUUGGAUAAAGGGAGGGCUGCGGGGACAGCUGGAGCAGCAGCGAAAUUGAGGAAGGAGAGGAGGGAGAGUGCGAAGAGGGGAGAGAGGGCGGAGAGGGCUGAGAGGAGGAGCAAGGCCAAGGCUCGAGAUGUCUUGUGGGUGAAACGGCAGAGCUUAGAACGAGGGGCUAAGGUCGGUGCGAAUACAGGGGCGAAAGGAGGCGCGAAAGGAGGGGCGAAAGCAGGGGCGAGAGGACGACCUGCGAAAGGGAGGAAAGCGAAGUCGAAGGAAGGAGAGGUGGGGGGAGGGGCUACGGCAGAAGGGAGGGGGGCGAGGGCGGGGAAGGGGAGGCCAGGGAGGAGAGUGACAGGUGAGGCAAAGGUCAAGGGGGUUGUGGGAGGGAACGGUGGUGACGUGGAAGCUAUGAAAAAAAUAAAGGGCAGAAGAAUUGCAUGUGAGGAGAAGGGUGAGGGGAAUGCGGGAGGGAGCGACAGUGAAGAGUUGGGGGAUUGUGGGGCGGAGUGUGGGAGUGAGGACGAUUGCGGGGAUGAGGAAGAGUGUGGGGUGGAGGAGAUGUGGGGAUGUGAGGUGGAGAGUGGUGCGGAGGGAGCGUGUGGUGUGGAAGAGGAAUGCGGUGCGGUGGAAGAGGCGUGGGGGAAUGAGGCGGGGUGUGAGAGGGAGGAGAGAGGGGACCAGACAUGCGGCAUGACUGUGACUCCUGAAUUUAUGAAGACGCGUUUACAGAAGGGGCUGAGAGGAGGGGUGAGGGGCGGCGGGCAGAGGAAGGAAGGGGUUGGGCAGCCAAGUGGGGUGACUCCUGAGUUUAUGAAGACGCGUUUGAGGAAGGGGCAGAGAGGGGUGAGGGUCGGAGGGGUGAGGGACGGAGGGCAGAGGAAGGAAGGGGCUGGCCAGGCAAGUGGGGUGACUCCUGAGUUUAUGAAGACGCGUUUGAGGAAGGGGCAGAGAGGGGGGGUGAGGGACGGAGGGCAGAGGAAGGAAGAGGUUGGCCGGCCGAGUGGGGUGACUGCUGAGUUUAUGAAAACGCGUUUACAGAAGGGGCGCAGAGGAGGGGUGAGGGACGAAGGGCGCAGGGAGGAAGAGGCUGAUCCGUCUGGUAGUGCGAGUCCGGAUGUGGUGGAGGUGCCUCUAAUGGGGCAUGGGGUGGAGGUGCCUCUAAUGGGGCAUGGGGUGGAGGUGCCUCUAAUGGGGCAUGGGGUGGAGGUGCCUCUAAUGGGGCAUGGGGUGGAGGUGCCUCUAAUGGGGCAUGGGGUGGAGGUGCCUCUAAUGGGGCAUGGGGUGGAGGUGCCUCUAAUGGGGCAUGGGGUGGAGGUGCCUCUAAUGGGGCAUGGGGUGGAGGUGCCUCUAAUGGGGCAUGGGGUGGAGGUGCCUCUAAUGGGGCAUGGGGUGGAGGUGCCUCUAAUGGGGCAUGGGGUGGAGGGGUCUCAGGAGGGAAGGCUUAGGCCGUGUGGUGGGGCUUCUGCUGAGGGGUCUCAGGAGGGAAGGCUUAGGCCGUGUGGUGGGGCUUCUGCUGAGGGGUCUCAGGAGGGAAGGCUUAGGCCGUGUGGUGGGGCUUCUGCUGAGGGGUCUCAGGAGGGAAGGCGUAGGCCGUGUGGUGGGGCUUCUGCUGAGGGGUCUCAGGAGGGAAGGCUUAGGCCGUGUGGUGGGGCUUCUGCUGAGGGGUCUCAGGAGGGAAGGCUUAGGCCGUGUGGUGGGGCUUCUGCUGAGGGGUCUCAGGAGGGAAGGCUUAGGCCGUGUGGUGGGGCUUCUGCUGAGGGGUCUCAGGAGGGAAGGCUUAGGCCGUGUGGUGGGGCUUCUGCUGAGGGGUCUCAGGAGGGAAGGCUUAGGCCGUGUGGUGGGGCUUCUGCUGAGGGGUCUCAGGAGGGAAGGCUUAGGCCGUGUGGUGGGGCUUCUGCUGAGGGGUCUCAGGAGGGAAGGCUUAGGCCGUGUGGUGGGGCUUCUGCUGAGGGGUCUCAGGAGGGAAGGCUUAGGCCGUGUGGUGGGGCUUCUGCUGAGGGGUCUCAGGAGGGAAGGCUUAGGCCGUGUGGUGGGGCUUCUGCUGAGGGGUCUCAGGAGGGAAGGCUUAGGCCGUGUGGUGGGGCUUCUGCUGAGGGGUCUCAGGAGGGAAGGCUUAGGCCGUGUGGUGGGGCUUCUGCUGAGGGGUCUCAGGAGGGAAGGCGUAGGCCGUGUGGUGGGGCUUCUGCUGAGGGGUCUCAGGAGGGAAGGCGUAGGCCGUGUGGUGGGGCUUCUGCUGAGGGGUCUCAGGAGGGAAGGCGUAGGCCGUGUGGUGGGGCUUCUGCUGAGGGGUCUCAGGAGGGAAGGCGUAGGCCGUGUGGUGGGGCUUCUGCUGAGGGGUCUCAGGAGGGAAGGCGUAGGCCGUGUGGUGGGGCUUCUGCUGAGGGGUCUCAGGAGGGAAGGCGUAGGCCGUGUGGUGGGGCUUCUGCUGAGGGGUCUCAGGAGGGAAGGCGUAGGCCGUGUGGUGGGGCUUCUGCUGAGGGGUCUCAGGAGGGAAGGCGUAGGCCGUGUGGUGGGGCUUCUGCUGAGGGGUCUCAGGAGGGAAGGCGUAGGCCGUGUGGUGGGGCUUCUGCUGAGGGGUCUCAGGAGGGAAGGCGUAGGCCGUGUGGUGGGGCUUCUGCUGAGGGGUCUCAGGAGGGAAGGCGUAGGCCGUGUGGUGGGGCUUCUGCUGAGGGGUCUCAGGAGGGAAGGCGUAGGCCGUGUGGUGGGGCUUCUGCUGAGGGGUCUCAGGAGGGAAGGCGUAGGCCGUGUGGUGGGGCUUCUGCUGAGGGGUCUCAGGAGGGAAGGCUUAGGCCGUGUGGUGGGGCUGUACGGGGAGGGAGGAAGCGGAAGCGGGCAGGGGUGAGGGUGGGAGAGGCGGAGGGUGCGGAUGUGGGGUUUGCAGGUGGGGAGGAAGAAGCAUGUAGACUCGUUGGUGCAUGGGAUGAGUCUCCUUUGAAUAGUUCCCCACGUGGGAGUGCAGGAUAUGCAGGGACUGCAGUGGGAGUAGUGGGAGCAGUGAUGGUGGGGGAAGCCGAGGGCGCAGAUGGGGGGGUUGCAGCUGGUGAGGAGGAAGCAUGUAGGCGCGUGGAUGCAAGAGAUGCAUUUCCUUCAAAUGAUGCUCCGUGUGGGGCUGCAGGGGCGUCAGUCACUGCAGGGAGAGCAGUGGGAGCAGAGGCAGUGAGGGGGGAAGUGGGAGCAGUGGGUGUAGUGAGGGCAGUGAGAGAACUAAGGGCAGUGAGAGAAGUGAGGGCAGGGACUGGACCUGCAGCAGCAACAACUGCUGCUGCAUUUGGGAGUCCCAUUGGUGUGGCUUCGCCUGAUAAUGUCACACGGUCUGCCAAUGCUGCCACUGCUGCCAACGCGACCAAUGCUACUCCCGACUCGCCACUACCUGCCACACCUCCCCGUGCCUCCUCGCUUCACCAACGCUCCACUGCUGCUGGUGCUGCCACUGCUGCCAACGCUACCAACGCUACCAACGCGGCCAAUGCACCAUCCCCCAGCGUGCGAGCUCCUUCCCACUCGCCACUACCUGCCACACCUCCUCGUGCUGCCUCACGUCGUCGCUGCUCCACUCCUCCCCCUCCGCCUGCCACCGCCCCCCACCGACUGUCCCACCCACCUUCUCACCCGCCUCCCCACCCACUUUCGCACCAGCCUUCCCACAAAGGCAGCAAGAACUUGUUACACUCCCGGAAACCCAGCCGUGCGGCUUCUCACAUGAAUACCCCAGCUGGAGGGGGUGCUUCCAACUCUAGACCUCCCAGACCCGCCACCAUUGGCCCUGGCAUUGUAGUGGAAUACUCAAGGAGUGGUGCGAAUCCCCUCAAACUCUCAUUCCUGCCGCACACCUCACUCUCCUUCCCACCAGCCGUCUCGCUCUCCUUCCUGCCACCCUCCGCAUCUCGUCGCCCGCGCUUCCGUCCCCUGGCCUACUGGCUGCAUGAGAGAAUUUUCAGUCCAGUGGAUGUGGAGCGACCUUCUGUCUUGCUUGGACUGCAGCCAACCACACGUGCAGAGGAGUUGAAGAUGAUCACGAAGGGUGUGGGGAGAGCAGUGGCUACUGAAUCGGCCCAGAAGUCGAAGUCGCCUAGGGGGAGGGGAAGGUGUGCUCAAGGGGUGGAUGACGAGGAGGGAGUGGGUGCUUUGGUUGGAAGGACAGGUGGGGAAGGAGCGGUGGCUACUGAAUUGGCCCUAAAGUCGCCUAGGGGGAGGGAGAGGUUUGCUCAAGUGGGGGUUGAGGCGGAAGGUGUUGCUGCAAAGACAGGGGCGGGGAAAGCAGUGGCCUCUGAAUCACCUCGAAAGUCGCGUAGAGAGAGGGGGAGGUGUGCCCAAGUUGGGGUCGAAGCAGAGGGUUUGGUUAAUUCUGCUCGAAAGGGAGGGGCGGGGAGAGUGGUGGCUACUGAAGCAACUCGAAAGUCUCCUAGGCGGAGGGGAGAGUGUGGGGAAGGCGGGCAGGAUAAAGAGGAUAUGAUAGAUUUGACUGAGGAGGCGGAUGGGGGGAGAGAGGCGGUGGUGGAGGAGGGAGGAGGGGGUGGGAGGGAGGAGGGGGGAAGCGGGGAGGGAGAUGUGGGUGGAGAGGUGGUGAGGGAGGGCGAUGAGGAGAGGAGAGAGGAGAGGAGAGAGAAGGAAGGAACGGAGGAGGAAAUGGAGGGUGGAGAGGAAGGGCAUGGAUAUGGCGGCGCAGGAGGGGAGGGAGAAGAGGAGGGAAGAGGGGAGGGUGAAGGGGAGGGAGAAGAGGAGGGAAGAGGGGAGGGUGGAGGGGAGGGGGAAGAGGAGGGAAGAGGGGAGGGUGGAGGGGAGGGAGAAGUGGAAGGGAACGGGGAGGAUGGAAGGGAGAAGGAAGUUGUUGAAGCUCCUGUAAUGGAGGCUGCGGAUAAGGAUGCUGUAACAAGUGUGACUUUAGCGAGUGGGUUGAGGGGAGCUGGGAGAACCGUUGAUGGGACAAUGGCGGGAGGAAGAACUGUGCCUGGUAGGGCUGCCAAGACUGCUGCUCUGGCUCGGAUGUGCCGAACCUCGAGGCCUGGGCAGAAGGGGAGAGUAGGUGUGGGUGGGGAGGAGGGGAGAGUGGGGGCGGCUGGUGUGGGGGAUGUGGGGAGGGUUGAGGAGGGGAAUGGAGGACUGGGUGGGAGUGGGGGAGGGGCGGAGCAAGAGGGGGGGAAAAGCAAGGGAAAAGGGGAUGGGGAAGCGAAGGGGAAAGCGAAUGGGGAUGCGAACGGGAGGGCGAAUGUUCUUAAAAGAAAGAGAGUUGAGGUGCAGGAAAUGGAAAGGAGGAGUGUGAGAGUGACCAGAUCGAUGGCUAGGAUUGCUCGAGGGGAUAAUGGGGAUGUGGGGAACGGGGGAAGGAAGGGGAAGGGACUAGAGAAGGGGAAGGGGGAAGGGAAGGGGAAGGGGGAAGGGAAGGGGGAAGGGAAGGGGGAAGGGAAGGGGAAGGGGGGAAGGAAGGGGAAGGAGGUGGGGAAGGGGAAGGAUGAUUCGCCUCCCCCACCCUCCCCUCUUCCCUCUGUCAACAUCUCCGAAUCAACUCGCAAUCGCCCCUCUGCUUCAACCUCCGCCUCUGCUUCUGCCACUGCCGCUGCCGCUGCUGGUAACCCUAUGGCUUCACCGUCCCACGCCCCUAGAAACCGGGCCAAUCAGAACCACCGCGGUCAGAACCACCCCUCUCAAGAUGAUCCCCCUGAAAGCCCCGUCUCUGCUCCUGCUUUCGCUCCUGCCGCCGCUCCUGCCCUGGAUCACAUGGGGUGGACGGCGGGUCAAGUGAGAGCGUACCACGAGGCCAUGAGUGCUGUGAAUCCGCAUGAAAGCGGGUUCUGGGAGAGGGUGGCGCUGUGGGUGACUGGAAAGACGGCCACUGAGUGCUUUAACCGGCAUCAUGAGCAGUUUCCGACGCCGCCGAGACGGAGGGAAAGGCAGAGGCGGUUGAUUGGAGGGGGUGUGAGGGCGGAGCAGGAGGGGCAGCAGGAGCAGCAGGGGCAGGAGCAACAGCAGCGAGGGGUGCCGGUUGGGGAGUCAUCACAUGCUGCGUUCGUUGCUGCUUGUGUGGGGAUUGGGCCUCGGGGAGGUGCGGAUGGUGCAGGGGAGGGCCGGGAGGGGUUGGAAGGGGUGGAGAUGGGUGAGAUUGAGAUUCGUAUGGGGGAGAGCCGCAGUGCGGCGAGGAAUAGAGGAAGACAGGUGGCGGUGCGAAUCGAUUGUGCUGAAGCAGGGGUGGUUGUGGUUGGGGGAAAGGGGAAGGCAGUGGUGGGAAAAGGAAAGGGGAAGGCAGCUGUGGGGGCAGGUAGGGGAAGGGGAGCAGGUGGGGGAAAGGGGAAAGGGGACGCUGCUAGGGGGAGUGGAAGGGGAAGGGGAGGCGGUCUAGCAGCACAGCGAGCAGAGCGCGUCCCACACCUCUGCCCCUCCUUCUCCCUGCAUCCAACUCACGCACGACAGGCGGUGCUGGCAGCGCAGUCACUCCACAAGGACGACUUCACGCAGCACGAUGAGGAAAUCAGCGCCAUGUUUGCUGUCGCCCCCCCUUGCUGCUGCUUCACUUCACCCCCCUUGCUGCUGCUUCACUUCACCCCCCUUGCUGCUGCUUCACUUCACCCCCCUUGCUGCUGCUUCACUUCACCCCCCUUGCUGCUGCUUCACUUCACCCCCCUUGCUGCUGCUUCACUUCACCCCCCUUGCUGCUGCUUCACUUCACCCCCCUUGCUGCUGCUUCACUUCACCCCCCUUGCUGCUGCUUCACUUCACCCCCCUUGCUGCUGCUUCACUUCACCCCCCUUGCUGCUGCUUCACUUCACCCCCCUUGCUGCUGCUUCACUUCACCCCCCUUGCUGCUGCUUCACUUCACCCCCCUUGCUGCUGCUUCACUUCACCCCCCUUGCUGCUGCUUCACUUCACCCCCCUUGCUGCUGCUUCACUUCACCCCCCUUGCUGCUGCUUCACUUCACCCCCCUUGCUGCUGCUUCACUUCACCCCCCUUGCUGCUGCUUCACUUCACCCCCCUUGCUGCUGCUUCACUUCACCCCCCUUGCUGCUGCUUCACUUCACCCCCCUUGCUGCUGCUUCACUUCACCCCCCUUGCUGCUGCUUCACUUCACCCCCCUUGCUGCUGCUUCACUUCACCCCCCUUGCUGCUGCUUCACUUCACCCCCCUUGCUGCUGCUCCACUUCACCCCCCUUGCUGCUGCUUCACUUCACCCCCCUUGCUGCUGCUUCACUUCACCCCCCUUGCUGCUGCUUCACUUCACCCCCCUUGCUGCUGCUUCACUUCACCCCCCCCGCUGCUGCUUCACCCCCCCCGCUGCUGCUUCACCCCCCUCUCCUCUCACAGGCGUACUGGCAGCGCAGUCACGCCACAAGGACGAUUUCACGCAGCAUGAUGAGGAAAUCAGCGCCUCCCUGUCGUACCCUCACUUCCCCACCCUCCCAUCACAGGCGGUGCAAGCAGUGCAGUGCCAACACAAUGACGACUUCACACAGCACGACGAGCAGAUCAGCGUUGCGGUGCAAGCAGUGCAGUGCCAGCACAAGGACGACUUCACACAGCACGACGAGCAGAUCAGCGCCAUGUCUUCUGUCGCCCCCCGCCUUGCCUUCGCCAUGGCCUCUGCUGCCCGUGCGCGGCUGGACGGCCCUGCACCACCAGCAGGUGCUGCUGCCGUUGCCCCCGCUCCUGCUGCUGCUGGCGCUUCUGCUGCUGCUGCUGCUUCGGGGAAUGCGGAUCGAGGCGGCAGUCAGUCAAGAGGGAGGGGGCGAGGCGGACGGAGAGGGAAUGUCAAGGGUGGGGGAACAGGAGGAGUAGGACGAGGAGGAGGAAGGGGAGGAAAGGCUGUUCGAGAACGGAGGGGGGGAGGACGGGGAAAAGGUUUGGGGAAGGGAGGUGGAGGUCCGGGAUCAGGAGAUUCGGAAGUGAUUGGACCGGGGGUGAAUUAUCUGGCCGGUGCAUUGGGGGGCGAGAGGGAGGUGAGGGCGUUGGUGGGAGCGUAUGAGAUGCAGAAGAGGCAUCUGGAGUUGACUGCUAGGCGUGCUGAAGCACUUGCUCUUGGUGCUUCUAGGGAUGGUGGUGAUGGCGGUGGGGGGAUGAGGAGGCUGGGGUGUGGGGCGUGGGAGGUUCGCGCAUGGGAUGAGGAGGACGAGGAUGAGGAGGAGAAUGAGGAGGACGAGGAGGAGGAUGGGGAGGAAGAAGAGGAGGGGUGGGUGGGACGCAUUGAGGGAGGUGGAGGGGAAGGAGGAGCUGGGGCAAUUGGAGAUGAAGGGGGGGAGAGGGAGAAGUUGGAGUAUGGGGAGGGAAGUGAAGAGGAUGAUGAGGAGGAUGAGGAGGAUGAAAUGGAAGAGGGAGUGGAGGUUGAAGAGGAGGAAGAUUAA